UAAUCACUUCGCCAUGGCGGACGCUGGCUGGCCGGGCUGUGCUAAGAGUUUAAAAGGUGUCAUUUUGGACCUGUGUGGAGUUUUAUAUGACAGCGGGGAGGGCGACGGAGUUGCAAUUCCUGGCUCGAUAGAAGCUGUGAAAAAGCUCAAGGAAUCCGACCUGCAGCUGCGAUUCUGCACAAAUGAGACCCAGGCCACCAGAGAGAAGUUUGUAGCCAAGCUUCGAAAAUUGGGCUUUGACAUCUCUGUAUCUGAAGUCUUCCCUCCUGCGCCUGCAGCCAUAGCUGUUCUCAAAGAAAGAGGUUUACGUCCUCACUUGCUGGUGCAUGAUGGACUUCUCCCGGAGUUUGACAGUGUUGACAAAACCAACCCAAACUGUGUGAUUGUAGGAGAUGCAGCUGAAAAUUUUUCCUAUCAGAACUUGAACGAGGCUUUCAGGGUCCUCAUAGGUCUGGAAAAGCCGGUGCUUUUCUCCCUGGGCCAGGGGCGAUACUACAAGGAGAUGGAUGGUUUAAAAUUAGAUGUUGGUGUUUACAUGAAAGCUCUGGAGUAUGCCUGUGAUUUAAAGGCAGAAGUAGUUGGAAAACCUUCCCCGACAUUCUUCCAGAGUGUUCUCAAUGAUAUGGGCCUUAAACCACAUGAGGUGCUGAUGAUUGGAGACGAUCUUUUAAAUGAUGUAGGUGGGGCCCAACAUUGUGGAAUGAAAGGUGUGCAGGUGCGGACUGGCAAGUACAGGCCCAUUGAUGAGAGGCACCCGACGGUGACGGCUGACGGCACUGUAGACAACCUGGCCCAGGCGGUGGACAUGAUCCUCGGUCAGAGGGGGCACUGAACACCAGGCAGUGGACACUGAACUCUAGCUGAUCAGCAGUACCAUUAAAAAGUAGCUUCUGAAAGUUUUCUUUGUUAUGGAAGUUAAAUUAAUUAGCCCAUGGCCUCUAUAAACUCUUAACAGCCAACUGUUUUGUCACACAUGGGAAAGACUCCCAUCUGUUGCUCUGCGAAGUGUGACACAAACUGGAAUGAAGUUUGCAGAACAAUUAUCCCAUCUGCAAGAGAUAGCGUUGAGCAUGCUUGAGCUGUACUGUGUAUUUGUCAGUACAUGAUUGGCAUAGAUAAGAUACCUCAAGAUGACACGAGUGUGCCGUAACCAGCUGCUGACUGACAGUUAAAAGGCGAGAGAAAUGCAGUGUUCAAGUUCCCACAGUCAAAUUCUCCGAAGAGCUACUGUACUCACAGUUUGCACUAAACAUUUGCUGCACUUUAACGCAGAGUAAUUGUUGUGCGUCAUGUGAUGAAAACAGAAAACGUGCACGACCCAUACAGAGCUGAAGAAAAUAUUUGAUUUUUUUCUUUGAUUAUUAUAAAUAAAGAUAAUUUUCGACUCUGUGUGAAAAUGUGUGGAAUCUCCAUCAGUUUGGAAAUUUGUCUGAGUCAUUGUCAGAGAAAAGCUCAAGGUCUUAAAGCACUUGGGGAAAAUUCAGCCUUGGCUCAGGUUUAAACUGGCAUUCAUAUCGGAGAGGCUUUUGUUUUACAAUAAUAAAUCGCUGGAAAUGGGAAGUGAGCUGGUCUGAGAGAUGAUAAACGCAACCACUGCUGAAUGCGAUAAAUUAUGCUGAUGCUUGGGCUCAUGUUUCUCUCUGUGUAAACAAAAAUGAAACCGACACUCCAUCAGAUUGAAGAACCACAGAUCUUCAACUGCUUAUCUUUAUUUACUUGACUUUAAGCGGCCUUUUACUGGAGACGGUCCUGUCAUAGCUUCUCUGUCAAAAGCCAGUCAUUACACCACGGUAUCCACACCGAGGGUUAAUAAAACGACCAUGACCGAAAAAAAAACGAAAAAAAGAUUGGUUAUUGGGCUUCAGUGUCACAGUUGGAUCGUUGAGAUCUUUGGAAAUGGAGCGUAAAACAAAUGAUUCUCAAUCGUUGCCCCCAAGGUUCCACUGUACCAAAUAAAUUCGACAAGAAAAAAAAAGCUCAUUUUCAAGUGAUACAUUGAGGUCUCUUAGGUUUAUUUCACCAUUAGCAGACACAAGCUUGAGUAUGUCUGGGCAUUCAGAGGUAAUGAAAUGUUAUGCAGUAGUAUGAAACUGCAGCUUGACUGGUUGUACCACUCCUAUUUGCAAUUCAGAAAUAAAUGUUAAUGUGCACAGAAAAGCACUUGCAGCUGGUACCCAGUUUUUUAACAGCCUGCACAUUGUUUGACCCUGUGUUUUGUACAUUAUGUUACUGCCUGCUGGACUCGUAUUGAGCUAUUAAACAUGCAUUUGAAUACUCUCGAAUGAAUUCACUUGGCUUUAACUAGGUUAUUUUUCCAGUUAAGGGAGGUGAAGUAUCUGAGGGAUCUAGGCCACAGUUUACAACACACACAUACACCCCUUUUGGCAGGUUCACCAUCACUAGGUCUUAAACUCAAACACACACACGACCCAGAGCUGGAUGAUUGUUAACCUCACCUCUUAGGCCAGCCUGAGUUUAGCUGCCAGUUUGACAUAAGUUACAAAUUAGCAACAGUUUACAUAUCGUGGCUGUCUGCACUGGUAAACAGCGAUAUACUGUAUUCCUAAUGGGGUGCAGUACAUUGAUUCCUUUCCUGUCGCUGCACAGCAAGAUUGCUUUCAGAUAAUAGAGGUGACCUCAUUUUGGGAGACAUGUCUGGGCAUGUAGAGUAGGAUUUCACUGUCAUGGGACAAAUUGAUAGACUGGCAAAUCCUUGUCUCACCAAAGCUGUUAUGGAGAUUAACGUGUAAAGGUGAUUGCUACAUCAGUUUGUCACCUUUGGGCGUUUUUGGUAUUGUAUUGUGUUCAUUACGUUAAAAUAACUGUAUUGUCUUGUACUUCAAUUUAUGCUAGAAAUGAAAUAAAAUACGCACAAAAUACGCAAA
Molecule: messenger RNA, 2885 nt
Organism: Neolamprologus brichardi
Lineage: Eukaryota; Metazoa; Chordata; Actinopteri; Cichliformes; Cichlidae
Gene: lhpp
Product: phospholysine phosphohistidine inorganic pyrophosphate phosphatase
Biological process (GO): dephosphorylation
Cellular component (GO): cytoplasm; cytosol
Molecular function (GO): phosphatase activity; inorganic diphosphate phosphatase activity
Source: RefSeq, a predicted model, not a curated record